Anopheles cruzii is the source of this 783-nucleotide messenger RNA. RefSeq lists its product as uncharacterized. The transcript is spliced from 4 exons. NCBI's taxonomy places the organism in Eukaryota, Metazoa, Arthropoda, Insecta, Diptera, Culicidae. The coding region runs from base 1 to 783 and encodes 260 amino acids. The record is from RefSeq and is a predicted model, not a curated record.
AUGCUGCGGGAAAACCGAAACAUCCCAAAAACCAGAACCGGCACCGACUGCAGCCCGUUGGCAACUGGUCCGCGGCCGAGCAAUCGCUGGGCCGGCUGCCCCGUAUCGCUCGAGGAGGCUGUCGAGCGCUCGGGCACCCUAAUCAGUGCCGUUCAGCCGUUCGAUGGCCUGCCAACAACGACACCACCAGACCGUCGAGAGUCCGUUGCUUUCGUGCGAGCGCAUGCCGAGCCCCUGGAGUUCGUCAACACGACCACGAGCUGCGAGCUGAUAAGCGCUUACUAUCUUUGGCGACACACUCGUCCGGAUGGCUCGGGUCCGGUUUUGCUGCGCUCUCGUCGCAAACAGGUAUUUGCUUGUUCGCGUGGAGAUAUUGAGCUACGCAAAAAUCGCCAUCCCGGUCGGUCGGGUCGUCGUCACGAGAACUCUCCCCCCGAUAUGAGUGGUUGUUCAAGUGAUACGUUGCCGGGCAUCGCCAGGCAACCUUAUCAACGUCAAACAGUGCGUUCAGAUAAGCCGGCUCCCGGCUCGUUCCAGCGACUCGUAGUGAUUGGAUGGAGCGGUUCAGCUAACGGCACAGUGCAGGCUCGUAAAAUGUUGCUUUAUCAACGGCUCUAUCGCUUCUAUCAGGCUGUUCCUAUCGUCUCCCUGAACAUCAACACAUCGCGGUGCACCCGAGUUCCACAAUUGAUGAACUCCAUCCCUGAAGAAGAGGAGAAUCUGGUAUCUGGGCUGCAAAAUAUGUGUGAAAUAUCAAAAAGCUACUGUGACUUCUCCGACUAG